Messenger RNA from Cheilinus undulatus (humphead wrasse), 1016 nucleotides. RefSeq names its product IL-6 subfamily cytokine M17 (gene m17). The coding region runs from base 31 to 741 and encodes 236 amino acids. Gene Ontology annotation, molecular function: cytokine activity; ciliary neurotrophic factor receptor binding. The transcript is spliced from 3 exons. Gene Ontology annotation, cellular component: extracellular region. The record is from RefSeq and is a predicted model, not a curated record. NCBI's taxonomy places the organism in Eukaryota, Metazoa, Chordata, Actinopteri, Labriformes, Labridae. Gene Ontology annotation, biological process: immune response; negative regulation of neuron apoptotic process; ciliary neurotrophic factor-mediated signaling pathway.
CUUUUCAAAAAGUUUUAAAGGAGGGUGAUAAUGACAUGUUCUUGCAUUUUGCCUGACACGGCGAGGAGAAUGAGUGGUCAUGUAAAGAGUAUGCAUUUUAGACAGUUUAUGGAACCAGCAACAACAUUACUCUCCCUUUUGCUGCUUAUGGCUGUUGAUUCAACGCGAACUGUGGCGGCGAGCAGGAACCAGCUGUGUGGGAAUUCUCUGCAACGCACUCUGAAGCUCACCAGACUCAUUCAGAAGGAAUCUGUCGACUUAAUCAAAACAUAUAAAGCCUCACAAGGGGAAAUGUCUGAGCUCCUCUGCAAGGUGUCCGUGCCCACCGUCCCUGACCCCAACAUCUCGGGCCUGGAGCCCUCAGAGAGGAUAGUCAGCAUCUACACACACAUCCAAGCCUUCCUCCCACAUUUCAAACGAGUGUAUGAACAGCAGACGGACUUACAGUUGCCAGACAGCCCGGUGCUGGCCGGGCUCAGCCGUGUCAGCGCUCACAGCAGGAACCUGGCCACUCUCGUAAACCUCUUCUAUCAGAGCCUCUUCCCGAACGAUCCCAUACCGGAGCCGGUGGGGGGGCCCACGGAGCUGCCGCCACCUCAGAAUGUGUUCCAGCAGAAGGUGUAUGGAUGCGUGGUGCUGAAAACCUACAAGGAGCUCCUGGCUAAUGUUUCCAGAGAGCUGAGGACUCUGAAAAAUAAAGUGUGCAAGAGGAGGAUACAGAAUAACAUACACUACUUCUGAGGAUGACCCAAGGCUGGCCCUAGAGGAUCAAUUUUCAACAACAGUUCUGCUCAUGUGUUUGAUAAAGACUUGAAAUUAUGAGUGAGGAUGAAGGUGGCUGGUACAUCAGAGGAAUGAAGCCUAUUUAUGGUAUUUAAUAUUUAUUUUUGUCUGGCUCUGACUCAGAGGAAUGCUGUUAAAAGGUUAAGAAUGUAAAGGCAUCAACAUGCAGGUUAUGUAUAUUUAAGGUUCUCCAUUGCUUGUGUAUUACUGGCUGUUAAGAAUAUUAAAAGAUC